Molecule: messenger RNA, 3290 nt
Organism: Notothenia coriiceps (black rockcod)
Lineage: Eukaryota; Metazoa; Chordata; Actinopteri; Perciformes; Nototheniidae
Gene: inppl1a
Product: inositol polyphosphate phosphatase-like 1a
Biological process (GO): regulation of immune response; negative regulation of insulin-like growth factor receptor signaling pathway; phosphatidylinositol dephosphorylation
Cellular component (GO): cytosol
Molecular function (GO): inositol-polyphosphate 5-phosphatase activity
Source: RefSeq, a predicted model, not a curated record
AUACCCUGAUUUCCGUGGGACUGGGAAGCGAAAGAGGAGGGUGCUGGGUCUUUCAGGAACUGAGGAAACAAGCACAAACAGGGUUAUUUAACAAAUUCACAACUUCAUAGACACGUUGGCGACCCUUAAAAUCGUCGGAAUAAGUUUCACGCUACUUUUCUGCGCUUGUUUCGGCACUCCACGGUGCUCUCGCUGGAUUAUUUCCCUAAAGUCUGGAGGAGGGCUGCGAGUUUUUCGGAGAAGCCUGGAAGCAGUUUGAGGUUUGAAGGGCUGUGGCCAUGGCCGGGGGUGGUGGAGGUGGAGGAGGCGGAGGGGUUUCUCCAUUGGGGCCAGCACCGCCGAUGUGGUAUCACCGGGACCUGAGUCGCGCGGCGGCCGAGGAGCUGCUGGCCCGGGCCGGGAGGGACGGCAGCUUCCUGGUGCGGGACAGCGAGAGUGUCAACGGGGCUUACGCUUUGUGUGUACUGUUUCAGAAGCACGUCCACACAUACAGAGUCCUCCCAGACGAUGAAGGAUUUCUGGCUGUUCAGACGUCUCAGGGUGUGCAGCCUAAGCGGUUUAAGACGUUACCAGAGUUGGUGUCGUUGUACCUGCAGCCCAGCCAGGGUCUGGUCACCACGCUGCUAUAUACUGUGGACAGAGAGGAAACAGCUGUCAGCGACGACAGGGACUACUCAGAUGGGGAGGAUGAGAAGCCACCCCUCCCCCCUCGCUCUGCCUCCACCUCCACUCCCCCUGGUCCAGACACACCCACAGAGAGCACUCCAGCAGCUAAUGGCCUGAGCACCAUUUCCCAACCGAGACCUGAAGGCCAGCUAUGGCUCUAUGACCUGGAGGCAGUCAAACAGGGAGCCUCCUCUCUGCCUCACCUCAACAGACUCUAGUUUCCUCAUGUCAAACGCCUUAAUGGGGAGGUGGAUAAGGUUCUGUCUGGCCUGGAGAUCCUGUCUAAAGUGUUUGAUCAGCAGAGUGCUUUCCAUGGUGUCCAGAUGACCAGCAGUAACACAUGUUCACCCCUCUGUAUAUCUGUGGCUCUGAGAGAGCUCCUGCAGGACAUGAGUCCGUCCUCCACUUGCCCCCCCUUGCCUCCUCUCACCAUUGCCGGUCACAGCAAAAGCCAUCCCUCGUGCAAGAGCCUUUUCGAAGCCUGUCGGGGUUCUCUGCCUCGUGUCAGUCCCAUCCUCGGAGUCGGACAGGAGGAAUCCAGAGGCAUCCUCUUCGUCCUCCGUAUAGUCCAACUCCAGGACAUCUUCUGCGGGCGAGACCAUGGUGAGGUCCAGCCGGGAGCCCCAGCUUGUCCUAUUCUUCUCUGGUGUGAGAAGAAAGAAAAAAGCGUCCUCACUAUCGUGAUGUCGGUAGCGAGGAAGGCUCUGAAAGCUCUGCAGGACAUGAGUCUGUCCUCUCCUUGCUCCCUUCCUCCUCUCUCCAUGCGUCACAGCAAAGCCAUCCCUGUGCAGGCUUUCGAGGUAAAGCUGGAUGUCUACCUGGCGGAGCUGACAAAAAUAGGAAAGAGUCAGAAGUACACUCUGUCAGUGGACGUGGAGGGAGGACGGCUGGUAGUGAUGAAGAAGGUGAAGGACAGCCAGGAGGACUGGACCACCUUCACACAUGACAAAAUCCGUCAGCUGAUCAAGUCUCAGCGCGUGCAGAAUAAACUGGGCAUUGUUUUUGAGAAGGAGAAGGACAAGAGCCAGAGGAAAGACUUCAUCUUUGCCAGUGCCAAGAAGCGGGAGGCAUUUUGCCAGCUGCUGCAGCUGAUGAAGAACAAACAUUCCAACCAAGACGAGCCAGACAUGAUUUCCAUCUUCAUUGGCACCUGGAAUAUGGGCUCAGUGCCCGCUCCGAAGUCUCAGGCCUCGUGGGUGUUGUGUCGCGGCCUCGGGAAGACUCUAGACGAGAUGACGGUCACCAUCCCUCAUGACCUUUAUGUGUUUGGAAGCCAAGAAAACUCUGUGUGUGACCGGGAGUGGGUGGAGUCGCUGCGUGCCUUAUUGAAAGAACAGACGGAACUGGAUUAUAAACCGAUCGCAGUGCAAACUCUGUGGAACAUAAAAAUUGCUGUGUUGGUGAAACCGGAACACGAGAACCGGAUCAGCCACGUGGGAAUGUCCAGUGUCAAGACCGGCAUCGCCAACACAUUGGGGAACAAAGGAGCUGUGGGUGUGUCCUUUAUGUUCAAUGGGACAUCUUUUGGCUUUGUGAACUGUCACCUGACAUCAGGGAAUGAGAAGAUUGCCAGGAGGAACCAGAACUACCUAGAUAUCCUACGCCUGCUGUCGCUAGGAGACAAGCAGCUGAGCUCCUUCGAUAUCUCACUUCGCUUUACACACCUCUUCUGGCUGGGAGACCUCAACUACAGGCUGGAUAUGGACAUACAGGAGAUUUUAAACUACAUUAACAGGAAGGAGUUUGAGCCCCUGCUGAAGGUGGACCAGCUCAACCUGGAGAGGGAGAAGAACAAAGUAUUUUUACGCUUUGGGGAAGAAGAGAUCUCGUUCCCGCCCACCUACCGUUACGAACGUGGCUCAAGGGACACGUAUGUGUGGCAGAAGCAGAAGGCCACUGGGAUGAGGACUAAUGUUCCAUCGUGGUGUGACAGGAUCCUGUGGAAGUCUUACCCAGAAACACACAUUGUCUGCAACUCCUAUGGAUGUACGGAUGAUAUAGUGACCAGUGAUCAUUCCCCUGUGUUCGGCACCUUCGAGGUGGGGGUGACGUCCCAGUUUGUCUCCAAGAAAGGUCUACCAAAGUCUUCAGAGCAGGCCUACAUUGAGUUUGAGAGCAUUGAGGCCAUAGUGAAAACGGCGAGCAGAACCAAGUUUUUCAUCGAAUUCUACUCCACUUGUCUGGAAGAGUUUAAGAAGAGUUAUGAGAACGACAGUCAGAGCAGCGACAACGUCAACUUCCUGCGUGUGGGCUGGUCCAACAAGCAGCUGACGACGCUCAAACCUCUUCUCUCAGAGGUGGAGUACCUGCAGGACCAACACCUGCUGCUCACUGUGAAAUCCCUGGACGGAUACGAGUCCUACGGAGAGUGUGUGUUGGCUCUGAAGUCUAUGAUUGGCAGCACACCGCAGCAGUUCCACACCUACCUGUCCCACCGUGGAGAGGAAACAGGAAACAUCAGGGGGUUAAUGCGGGUCAGAGUCCCCUCUGAAAGGAUGGGAACCAGGGAGGGACUCUAUGAGUGGAUCAGUGUGGACAAGGAUGAGACGGGUGCCCCUAAAGGGAAAUCCACUUUGGCAUCCAGAGUGGGACAUGAAUACAUAAAGGAACUGCAAAAAAGCUGA